CCGCCCCAAACACGGGCGUCACGUGAGGAGUGCGGGGAAUCCCGGUCUCUUCUUUAAAAGGAGGACGCUGGGCCGGCGUUGGUAGUGAGAGAAGUGCGCAGGUAGAUCGGAUUAUUCAAUUUCCAAAGGACACCAGUCAUAUACGUCGUUGCACAUCAUGCCAGUGGCACGUAUGCGAAUGAAGGCGUGGUUGGAAGAUCGCCUUCAAUCCCAAACUAUCCCUGGAUUAGUGUGGCUGGACAAGGAUAAGAAGAUAUUUUCCAUUCCCUGGAAGCAUGCAGCCCGCCAUGGCUGGGAGAUGGAAAAAGAUGCCAGUCUUUUUAAACAGUGGGCGAUUCAUACAGGAAAAUACAAGGCAGGAAAUUCUGAUCCGGAUCCUAAAACGUGGAAAGCUAACUUCCGAUGUGCCAUGAAUUCCCUGCCAGACAUCGUAGAGGUCAAAGACCAAAGCGUGAACAAAGGCUGUGGAGCUGUGAGGGUUUAUAGAAUGCUGCCGAAUGACUCCAAGAAAAAAGUGAAGAAGUCACGCGCUAGAGAGGCCAAGCAAAAGACGAAGAGCAAGAGGGAAGUUGAAAAUGAGGAACCCAGUUGUCACAGUGCACAGACUGAGGAGCACGUGCAUGUACCUACUAGCACUGAGCACACUCCCCAGUCAGAAAUGGACAUUUCAAGCAGUCCGUAUUCGACAGAUGAAGGAUCACUUGAAGAUCCGGACAGUAUGGCUAUCCAACAUCUCCUCCAAGUGUCACCAAGCCACCCCCUAGAUUUUGAUGAUAAUGGUUUUGACGAUAAAGUAACACCUGAGCUCUUUCAGAUUACACAAUACUUGGAGCAGAACCCAACGCAAUGGCAGGAGUUCGAAUUUGAGCUGCAGAGCAACAUCGUGAAUAGUACAGACCUAUCAGACAGCUCACUAGACACCUGGAGUGACAAUUCAGGAAAAGAAAUUGAGGUUCGAUUUUAUACUGAACUGAGGAGGGGCUUGGCAGACAGUGAGGAAAGCCCUGGAAUUAACGAUCCCUGGUCCAUCUCCAGCUUUCUCCAGCGACUUGCUUGACUGCCCUCACUCACAACUUCACGAACUGUUAACAGGAUCUCAGGCAAAGACUGUUGCACCGUUGUGGAUGCUAAAAAAUCCGUCUUCUUCUAGUGAGCACCAAUCACGAGGGACCCUCUGAAUGUCUGCAGUGCUGUUGUUGGCUCCAGACAGUCGCCAUCCAGGACUGUUUACCAUCUCACCUGCUGGACUUACUCUUUUUAAAGUAUGCACUUUACUGUGAUGUGUAGACUUGUAUGUGAACUACUCAUGGACUUGUUGCAAAAUGUGUUUUGUCACCAGCUGUUAUCCAUUGUUUUGUUGACCAUAAAUGAAAUUGCAUCUCCAUGAAUCUACACAAAACAAUGCUUCAGGAUUUACUGGAAAUUGGCUGAUUUAGCUGAUAAGGUAAAUUCUGCAUCAGAGUUUGUUUCCAUGCUAAACUGUACAUUUGUAAAUGUUGUAAAGAUGUUUCAUUUGCCGUUUUCUUAUUGUCGUUGAUGAAUAUAUUAAUAAACAUGAAUUUUACCAUA
Molecule: messenger RNA, 1569 nt
Organism: Brienomyrus brachyistius
Lineage: Eukaryota; Metazoa; Chordata; Actinopteri; Osteoglossiformes; Mormyridae
Product: interferon regulatory factor 1-like
Exons: 10
Coding region: 158-1057 (299 amino acids)
Biological process (GO): immune system process; regulation of transcription by RNA polymerase II
Cellular component (GO): nucleus
Molecular function (GO): RNA polymerase II cis-regulatory region sequence-specific DNA binding; DNA-binding transcription factor activity, RNA polymerase II-specific
Source: RefSeq, a predicted model, not a curated record